Molecule: messenger RNA, 1065 nt
Organism: Aspergillus uvarum CBS 121591
Lineage: Eukaryota; Fungi; Ascomycota; Eurotiomycetes; Eurotiales; Aspergillaceae
Product: mitochondrial 54S ribosomal protein mL67
Exons: 2
Coding region: 1-1065 (354 amino acids)
Biological process (GO): positive regulation of mitochondrial DNA replication; DNA recombination
Cellular component (GO): mitochondrial large ribosomal subunit; nucleus
Molecular function (GO): DNA strand exchange activity; single-stranded DNA binding; structural constituent of ribosome
Source: RefSeq, a predicted model, not a curated record
AUGCAACCGAUCCAGAAGAUCCUGGACCCGACCAAGAUGGGCACAUGGAACGUCGUGCGUCGGCCUCCGAUCGACGAGAACACCGUCAUCCAGGGUCGUCGCCGUGACGCGCACUCGAAUGCCUUCAAGACACAUCAGGUGUUAGAGGGCACGCGGCUACGCAAGGCCCUGAACUCCCUGACCCACGGCAAGAACAUCUUCGUCUAUCACAACAUGCGGACCAACCAGGUGGUGUACUCGUUGACGAGAUAUUUGGAUAAAAACAGCGUCCUCCGCCAAUUGGUCUACCACGGCAAGAAGACGGUGCCCGCGACCCUCCGCAAAGACAUGUGGGUGCCGUACUACAGCGUGCACUUCACAAGCGCGCAGCUCGGCUUGCGGGCGUACCACCUGCUGCGCGAGUUCGCGAUGCAGCGGCAGCUGGCCCCGCCCCGCGAGAUGAUCACCAUCACGGAGGAGUGGUUGGCGCAGAAGCGGCCGCGCGACCCGCACAAGGCCGAGGAGUUCGACAAGGAGUGGGCCGACAAGAAGGGGUGGCUGAUGAAGCCCAAGGACCGCGCCCGCAUCGUCAUGAACCAAAAGGCCACCUCCGUGGCCGACGUCGCCGCCGUCCUGGACAUCCAGGCCGAGGAGAUCGUCAACGGCUUCGCCAGCGGCCAGCGCGGCUACCUCAGCAAGGCCGCCCGCCGGCGCCGGCGCCAGGCCCGCGUCAAGGAGGCCGCCGUCGCCGCCGCCCGGGCCACGCGCGUCGCCGCCUUCGAGAAGGUCCUAAGCAAGCCCCAGAUCGACUACAAGAUCCAGGAGGUCGUCGAGGACGACGCCGCCACCGCCGCCCUGCUGCAGGCCGAGAACGGCGUUAAGAUCCUCUGGACCGAUCUCCACGAUGCCCAGUUCGCCGCCCAGUGGCCGGACCGCGUCCGCCACGGCGAGUUGGAACUCACCCGCGACCAUGUCAUGCCCGGCCAGAAGCGCAUCCACAGCGGCGACAUCGAGAUUCUGGCCGACAACGCCUUCAAGGAGAAGGGCGUCGAGGCCGAGGCCGAGGCCGUCCCUGAGAAGAACUAA